Molecule: messenger RNA, 1359 nt
Organism: Haemonchus placei
Lineage: Eukaryota; Metazoa; Nematoda; Chromadorea; Rhabditida; Trichostrongylidae
Source: the annotation of a GenBank genome assembly
AUGGGAAACGCUCAGGGACAUGGUUCGCCGUCGAAAAAGACGGAGCCAGCCAACAGUGAAGUAGUGUCUACGCCCUCACGUGCUCAAGAAUUGCCUAAUCCUAAAGAUGAGACACGGCCAACCACAUCUACACCUCAUCAGAAAACGGCUAUUCGUGAAGAUGAAGGACGGCCAUUAGCCACAGCUCGUGAAAAAACGGCUACUCGUGAUGAUGGAGGACCGCCAGUGGUCUCACCUCGUUCGAAAACGGCAACUGUGGAAAAUGAACGACGGCCAAUGGACACACCUGUAAAACCGGCAACUGGAAAUGACAGAUUGCCUACUCCAGCACCUAGCCGAAGAUUAGCAAAUCGUCGUGACGAAGAAUUGCCCAUAUCUGCACUUGCUCAACAAAACGGAACUCCUAAAAAGCCAGUGGUAGGGCAGACUGAACCACUGCUCGCCCAGAACGCUGAUAAAGAACCAGCAGCAGAACAAACCGAAACAGCGCAGGUAAAGGAACCUGCUAAUACAGAGCCAGAUCCAGGACAAGUUCAAGAAGCAGUUACCCAGAAUGCUACAAACGAAGAGGCAGUUGUAGGACGGACUGAUCCACUACCUGUAGAGAAUACUGCUAUUAAAGAACCAGUAGUGGGACAGUCCGAUUCGCAGACCGAGCAAAAUCCUGCUCGGGGAGAACCGAUGGCCGGGCAGAUCGAACCAAUGCCUGUUCAGAAUUUGGAUAAUACAGAGCCCGGAGAAGCAAAGACUGCUGAAUUGCCACAAACACAGAUUUCUACUAAUGGUGAAUCAGUGGAAGGACAGAGCCAAUCACAGUCUAACCAGAAUUCUGUAAACUCGGAAUCUUCGGAUAAACAGAUCAAACCGCAGCUCAAACCGAGUAUCUCUGGUAAAGAACCAGUUGCAGAACAGGCCGGGCAACCGUCUGCCCAAGAUACUUCUGUUAGAGACCGUCAAGAAAAUGAGCCGCUCAAGCGACUUGAAACGACAAACACUGCUGCCACAAAACCUGAAACAGCUGAUAAAUCCAAACCUACCGGCGAACAAGUCGAUUCACCCCUUGUUCGACCAAAAACACCCGUUUGUAAACCAAGAAAAUCUUCAGGAGAGAAGCUUCAACAGAAAGGUGACAAAUCGCCAGCUCAAGCUAGCUCGCCUACGAAUGGGAAGUCCUCGGACAGCCAGGAGCAAGAUUUCUCUCGUGAACCAGCCAGUCCUCCUGCACGUGCACGAACACCGAUGUGUGAAAUACGGAGGCGAUCGCCCCGUCAAAAGAAAGCGCGAUCUCGUGGGAAAUCCAAACCAGGACAUGAGCUCGCAUCAGCAAAUGCAAAGGUGGUAUUGCGAAUCAUUAAAUAG